Messenger RNA from Microthlaspi erraticum, 258 nucleotides. Lineage: Eukaryota; Viridiplantae; Streptophyta; Magnoliopsida; Brassicales; Brassicaceae. The record is from the annotation of a GenBank genome assembly.
AUGGAGUACUGGAUGGAGUUAGCGGUCCACUAUUUAGUAGCGAUGCCCAUUUGUGGUGGCAGGCCGCUGUGGGCCGGAGGGCAUUUUGGACUUAGGGCGACUUCCUUGGGGAGUUCAACGCCAAGUAUUUCCCGAGACAGGGUCGUGAUCGUCUUCAGAUGCGGUUUAUGGACAUUGAGCUGGGUUCGCGUUUUGUACGCGAGUAUAUGCGGAGUUCAGCCGUCUGUUAGUGCAUGCGGGCUUUGGCAUGGAGGCUGA